GUAAAAUAUUAAAAAUAUCUACAACACGUGAAUGUGAAACGGAUACUAGGCUCCGCAAGAGUCGGCAUUCAAUCAGUCUGUCUUCAAGUGUACAUCAGUAAUGUAUGACGCAUAUAUUUAUUUUAGUAUGUUGUUGUAGAUUUAUUCAAAUAGCCGAAAAUCACGAAAUAAAUGCUUAUUGUUAAAUAUCAGAAAUAUCUACUGUGUAGCAACAUUUUUACUACGGUGUAGGUAUUUUUCAAAUGUAACUACAUUGACGACUGACGACGACGUCGAAUACAGUGUAGAUUAUUACGAUUUUAUUGAAAUUCACGAAAUAAAUGUAAAUCGUAAAAUAUUAAAAAUAUCUACAACACGUGAAUGUGAAACGGAUACUAUAGGCUCCGCAAGAGUCGGCAUUCAAUCAGUCUGUCUUCAAGUGUACAUCAGUAAUGUAUGACGCAUAUAUUUAUUUUAGUAUGUUGUUGUAGAUUUAUUCAAAUAGCCGAAAAUCACGAAAUAAAUGCUUAUUGUUAAAUAUCAGAAAUAUAUACUGCAUGUCUACAUUUGGUGUACGGUGUAGGUUUUUUUGAAACGUUCAAAUAAUCGUAUAUAUCCAUUGAAUAGAUGGCUAUUAUCCCUUUGUUAUCGAUACGACCUUGUACUAUACCAGCUGCCGUUGUCAACAGCGUUCAGUGUGUCACAGUUACUUGUACACGUUCUAUGCGUUUGCCCCCUUCGUGUUUUUUUUCAGCAUUUAUUAUUUGCUUGACAUUAUUUAAAAUAUAAUCAAUUAUUAUUAUUUUUUUUUUUUUCUCUCUCGUAAUUACCUACCAAUAUGUUUAAAUGCGUGCAGUGUCCGUUGGUUUUUAGACGAAAAGGCAGUUUGGUUAGACAUGAAAUAACUCAUACCGGUAUACGUUUUCCGUGUACCGUAUGUACAUCGACAUUCAACUAUAAAGCGCAUGUCAAUAGACAUCUGAAAAAUAUUCAUGGUAUUGUCAACAUUCGAACCCAUUUGAGACCGAUACCAGCUACACCCAUCAUCACUCAACCUGCUCCAGCUCAACAGGUCCAGAUUGCGCCGCAAAUAUUUGUCCCCGAUGUCCCGGCCGGUGGAUCGAAUGCGAUAUCCGACGACGACGAUAUAUUGUGUAUGGAAGCAAUGGACGACUUUGAGGAUAACGAUAUAUUGUGUAUGAAAGCAAUGGACGACUUUGAGGAUAACGAUAUAUUGUGUAUGAAAGCAAUGGACGCAUUUGAGGAUACAGAUUCUUACACCGUUGCCGUCAACGGGAAACGUGUUUCGACCGCCAAUACCACCUCAGCUGCUAACGCUAAAAAAAUUAGAUUGAAUCUCGUCAAGUCACCCGGGUUUGUUGAGAUUUUGUCGUCCGCAAACCGUAAAAUAGUUUGGUAUUAUGCUAAAAAUAUUACUAAUACAAUGAUUUAUUCUGACUUUCUCCGCCCGCUUAUGCCUGAGCUAGUCAAUUUAUUGAAAACCCACGUGAAAAAGCAUGCGAUUAAAUUCAAUUUGAAACUCGAGGCAACAUACAACCGGCCCAACGUACCAAACUCGUCAGAGAACCGGGCAUUCAAGACUUCGGCGGUAGAACUUUAUCCGCAUAGUGACAUUAGAACGAUUGUAGAGAGGGCGUAUAUAAAGUUGAUGAAGGAGAAAGAUGACUACAGUGGGAGGGGGAGUGGGUUUUCUCUAGAGUCAAUAGACGGCUUGUUGUUGGCGGUAUAUAAAUAUACACCGUUGGGUGGCUCGUCGUAUAUCGAGUUGCCAACGUAUAUCGACAGAAAACGGGGUACAAUAAAUCCACAAAACACAGACCAGGAAUGUUUUAAGUGGGCAAUUUUGGCGAGACAUGCGGCAAAUAAUGUAUCCGAUAAAUAUAAAUAUUGUGUAGGAGAAAUUAUAGAAAGUACAUAG
Messenger RNA from Acyrthosiphon pisum (pea aphid), 1918 nucleotides. RefSeq lists its product as uncharacterized. The transcript has 4 exons. The record is from RefSeq and is a predicted model, not a curated record. The coding region runs from base 818 to 1918 and encodes 366 amino acids. Lineage: Eukaryota; Metazoa; Arthropoda; Insecta; Hemiptera; Aphididae.